GGUUUCCAUGGAUACACAACAACAAAACAUCUAAUUUUUAGGGACAUGCCAAGCACUUCUCCCAUAAUAAAGCCCGAAAAUAGCUAACUAGGUGCUUCACAACAUUGGAUAUUCGUUGUGUUAUUAUAUUUGUUAUUUCUUUCAGUUGAUGAGAGUGGACGAUUUUUGAAGAUCAUCAUGGCGCUGUCAGCCUGUGAUGUCAAGGACACUGAGAGGGGUGGCCGGUCUGGACCCAGGGGCCAGUCCAUGUCUUCUCCAAGUCAGAAAACUCAGAAACCAGAGACAGUUCGCAUCAUCACAAGGGACCUCAUCCGAGACCUGAAGAUCUCAAGUAAGGAUCCGUCUGGGCUGUCUGUCAUCCUCAACCCAACUGAGAUCGAGCGGAUCACAACAGCUUCUCGGGUUUCAACCAAGGAGGAGCUGGAGGCCACGCUGGAAGCCCAGAGGAGAGAGAGAGAAGCAGCUAUGGAUGCUGCUGAGGAUAGGAAGGCCCAUAUCCGCCAGGCUGACCUGUCUCGUCAGAAGAACCAGGACCUAAGUGAGCUGGAGGCUGAGGCCAAGGAAAGAGCUCAGUACCUGCUGGAGAGGGCCAAUGCCAUGAGGAUGGAGCAGGAGGACGAGGUCAAGAAACUCAAUGAGUUGAUCCUGGGUGCCCAGUGCCACGCGGUGAGGGAUGCGCAGAUCCUAGAGAGGCAGCAGAUCCUGGCUGAGCUGCAGGACGAGGAGAGGCGACUGGAUGCCAUGAUGGAGGUGGACCGUAGGAGAACCCUGGAGGCCCUGGAGCAGAUCAACGAGCUGCGCAAACACCAGAGGAUCCAGGGAAACCAGCUGAUUAUAAAUCAGAUUGAGGAGCGUCUGGAGGACAGGAUGCUGCAGAAUGAGAUGAAGGAGCAUGAAGGCCAGCAGAUGCUGGAGAACCUGGAGAGGAUGCAGAUGGAGGAGCUGGAAGCUCUGGAGAGGAAGAAGGAGGAGCAGCAGCGUCUGCAACAGGAGAUCCUCUGUAUCAACGAGGACAGGCUGCUGGCCAAGGAGCGCAACAAAGAGGAGGAGAGACUGGCCGAUCUCCGGGCUAUGGAGUACACCUACAAGAAAAUGGAGCGGGAGGCUGAGUACGAGGCUGAACAGAGACACAUCAAGAGAGGAAAGGAGAAGGAGGUGGCCAGACUGCGAGCCCUACAGGAGAGAGACAAAGACCACAAGGCAGAGCAGGAUGAGCUUCGAGCCAGGAGGAACCAGGAGGGAGCAGAGAGGGAUUGGAGGAGAAAAGAGAAGGAGCAGCUCAAGAAGAAGAUGGAUGUUGAGGAGAGGUUGAAGGCAGCUCGCUUGGAGCAGGUCACACACAAGGAGCAUCUCCUGUCCAUCGAGGCUGGGCGAGAGAGGGCUGAGUUUGAGAGGGCGUUGAGAGCCCAGCAGGCUUCCAUCUGUAAGGAGAAGGACAAGGAGGAGAAACACAGGAUCAAGAUGUUGCGCCAAGCGGACGGGGUGCGCCAGCAGGUGAGGGAGCGAGAGAUGCAGGCCAUCGCCCUGCGCAGGGAGGUCUACAAAGAGGGAGACCGGCUGGACGAGGAGGCCCGGCAUCGUCACAUCCGCCUUGACGAGAUCAAGGAGAAGAAGCUCAGGGAGCUCAAGGCUGCUGGACUUCCAGAGAAGUAUUGCAAUGAAGUGGAGAGAAGGGUCCAUGCUCUUCCUGCUCUGGUUCACUAGCAUGACUGACUACAACACAAACCCUGAUACAAAUGAAAGACUUCAAUAAUGGAGAUAAAUUGGCACCACCAUCACUUUUUGAUAGGGUAGAAUGAAGAAAAUGAAUUGGUACAGGAUAGAAAUCUAAUGUAGCACAUUUAUAUGAUUUAUCAUGUAAUUUCUGAAUAAAGAUGACCGUAUACAUUA
Molecule: messenger RNA, 1890 nt
Organism: Salmo salar (Atlantic salmon)
Lineage: Eukaryota; Metazoa; Chordata; Actinopteri; Salmoniformes; Salmonidae
Product: cilia- and flagella-associated protein 45
Source: RefSeq, a predicted model, not a curated record